CACCUCCUGAAGUUGGCGAAGUGCCUUGAACUUGUCCAAAGGCCAGGAUGAGGCGUUAUACAAGCAAACGGUUAUUAUUGACUGUGUUCACAUCAGUAUAGAUCUGUCGUGACUGUGUUUGCAAGCAAUAUAGCUUUAUAAUGACUGCGUUCACGUGCGGUAUUAGGUCCACGGAAGCUGACGACUCCGAUAUCAUCGCAGGCAAGUCUGCAAGUCCAAAACAAAUUCCCCCAUAUUCCAAGGGAGAUAAUCAGGCUCUGGUGAGCUAUCGUGAAGUAGUGUGAGCAAGUUUGAGCACUCCACAGUUCAGAGAGGCGGAGAGAAAGAGGAGGGCGAGAAAGCGCUUGCUGGCGUCAAUCUGCGGCGUGGACGGCAAGCGACGACAGCUGCUGUAACAAUCUGUACCACCGCCUGUCGAUGCAUCACUCUACGUGGGCUCCUGAUGCGAUUACUUCACUUGUGGACUGUUGCACGUCCUGCUGUAUUCUAGAUACUACUUUAUGCAGUCUGCUUGAUGAAAAGAAGACUGAAAGACAACCAUAGUGAUAAAUAAUCAGCAAAAUUGCCUCAGAAAAAAUAGUCUUAUAGGCUGAUAAGAAACCUAACACUGAGUUAGAAAUAGACCUCAUUACAGGAACUUUCCCUGAGUGGGCGCACUUACAAACAACUUCGGUACAGAAACUUCAUAUCUUUGGAUUUGCUGGCUACAAUCUUGUCGCCGUCAUCCGCACAUCGUAACUGCGCUCACUUAUGUCACAGAGAGACGAGCAACAAACUCACUGCCAGAGGGCUGGACGUUCUGAUAAGCCCCGGGUACUCCGGCAAAGUACGCACCCAUCUCCUUCUUUCUACCAAAAAGUCUGCAACUAGACAUUGGCGCCAUAGCCAUUCUCACUGCUGCCAUGACAACCACACACCGCUGCUCCGAAGGCAGGACUCACGACAACCACAGCAGCACCAGCGAAGAGGGAGGGCUCGGUGUCGUCCCCCUGCCAGAGACAGAACCUCCGGGUGUGAUGCAGGCCCCAUCCUGUCGACCUUGUCCUUGCUCUUGACCUUAUGGGCCUCGCUGUCGACAGCCAUGAUGGUAAUGGCCGAGAAGGAACUGAAUGGACACCUACACAACGCGACAGUCUGGCAGACACCCGAGUACGUCACGAACUUGUGGCGGCAGCAGCAGCAGCAGGAAGCGGGGUCAGAGGUGGAGAGAGACGAAGCCAAGUUCUUUUCCAAGGAGCAGGAGCUGAUGCACGUGCUGGUGGGGGAGUACGAAAACUCCGUGCGGCCAGUCUUCAACGCCAGCUCUGCUGUUGAUGUCAUGCUGGGUCUGACACUGACACAGAUCCUGGACCUGGACGAGAAGAACCAAGUGUUAACGACCAACGUGUGGUUAGAGGCAGAAUGGUACGAUGAACGACUGCGCUGGAAUUCAAGUCAGUAUGAGAGAAUCACGUCCAUACGCAUCCCCAGUGACAAGAUCUGGCUACCAGACAUUGUGCUGUACAACAGUGUCGAUGACUACACAUCCGGGUACAUGCCGACCUUGGCCAUGGUGUAUAACGACAGCCGAGUGUUCUGGGGACCAGUGAUCCGCUUCCGAUCCUCGUGUAAAAUCGAUAUCACCUACUUCCCCUUCGACGAUCAAAUCUGCAACCUGAAACUGGGCUCAUGGGCUUACAACGGCUUCCAGGUAGACGUGUGGAACAGGUCAAACACAAUGGACCUCUCCAACUUUGUUGACAACGGCGAGUGGGAGUUGCUGGGGGUGAAAGUCAAACGCAAUGUCGUCUAUUACAACUGCUGCGAUGAGCCAUUCCCGGAUGUGACGUUUUACGUGCAUUUGCGCAGGCGCAUUAAGUAUUAUUUCAUGAACAUCAUCAUCCCGUGCAUCAUCCUAAGCUUCCUGUGUCUGGCGGGCUUUUUGCUUCCCCCUGAGAGUGGCGAGAAGAUCACACUGGAGCUCAGCGUGCUGCUGACCAUCACGGUCUUCAUGCUCAUGGUGGCCGACAAGAUGCCGCAGACCUCGGAGUCAAUCUCUGUCAUCAGUAUUUACCUAAUGGUGGUGCUAGCCACAAGCUGUCUGUCUGUGUUAUCUUCCGUGCUUGUACUUGGCAUUCAUCAUCAACGUGGCAAGCCCCAAAGUGUUCCAAAGUGGUUGCGCUUUCUCGUCUUUCACCUCAUUGCCCGCAUCGUCUGUAUCGGGACAUACACUCAACACCACACUUCCACUACCAGAGGCCACGGACACCGCUCCAUGUCAAGAUCGACCAGUUCUCGAGAAAGGAAACUCCCGAGAUCGCCUCGAAGAGGUCGCGUGGCCACAGAAGAAAACGAGAUUUACAGAAUGGACUACCGAACCAAAUUUAGCGACGCUGCAGCCUCAGCCGCAGACUCACUGCUGGAGUCCUCAAUAGGGGGCGCUAACUCCGGUCACCCGCACGGCGAGGAAGGCGCAUCGCACGCAAACUGCCUGCAGUGCACGGUGCAGAGCAACGAGACGGAGGUGGUGCGACAACUGAUUGAUGUCAUUCAGAACAAGCACAGCCAGGAGGUCAAGGACGAGGAGGUCUUCCGCGAGUGGCACGAUGUGGCGUAUGUUCUUGACCGCCUUCUUUUCUAUGUCUUCCUUUUCAUCACUGUUGUUUCGGCCAUCUGCAUUCUGGAGAUGAGGCCCCCUGAUAUCCACUUCUAAUGCUGGAGGUCCCCCUUAACAACAAGAUGAUGAGGAUGUUGAUGCCCCAUCAGUACCAUGAGCAGUGUCGUGUAUUAGUAACGAGUAACUUUGAUGUAAGUGAGUGUGAGUUGUUGUUUCAUUUUCAUUAUCACAUAUUUAAGCAGCGAGGGCUGUGACAUUCCUUUUCAUAUUUAAAAUUAAUUAAAAGUAAUUACAAAAAUAGACAGGGCCUGCAAGAGACAGAUACAGUUUGUCGUUGCUCAGAAACGAAAGACGAUUGCGUGAGUGCUGGGCUCGCAUGUGACAACAAUACCAACCUCUGCUAGUUGCCAUCAUAUUUCUGUUAGUGCGACCAAAAAAAUGUGCACAUGAGAUGUAAAGUGAUAGAGACUGAUCUUUGUGUAACAGACUUAUGUAUGUAAGUACCGCUUAUUUUCUUAUUUCUACUAUUAUCAAGUGUCA
This is a messenger RNA of Pomacea canaliculata, 3136 nucleotides long. RefSeq names its product neuronal acetylcholine receptor subunit alpha-10-like. Gene Ontology annotation, biological process: monoatomic ion transmembrane transport; nervous system process; chemical synaptic transmission. Gene Ontology annotation, molecular function: transmembrane signaling receptor activity; acetylcholine-gated monoatomic cation-selective channel activity. NCBI's taxonomy places the organism in Eukaryota, Metazoa, Mollusca, Gastropoda, Architaenioglossa, Ampullariidae. The transcript is spliced from 8 exons. Gene Ontology annotation, cellular component: neuron projection; postsynaptic membrane; synapse. The record is from RefSeq and is a predicted model, not a curated record. Bases 1082 to 2692 code for a protein of 536 amino acids.